Rhinichthys klamathensis goyatoka is the source of this 1057-nucleotide messenger RNA. RefSeq names its product eva-1 homolog A (C. elegans) (gene eva1ab). The transcript is spliced from 4 exons. NCBI's taxonomy places the organism in Eukaryota, Metazoa, Chordata, Actinopteri, Cypriniformes, Leuciscidae. The record is from RefSeq and is a predicted model, not a curated record. Bases 590 to 1051 code for a protein of 153 amino acids.
ACUAGUCGUCCAACCAUCCCCCUCCUUCUCCCUCUUUUCCAGACUCCCUCUCUCUCUCUCUCUCUCUCACUCAGUCUUCCAGACCUCCCUCUUUCCCUUUCUUUCAUACUCACUGCUCUCCAGAGUUUCAUUCUGACUGGUCUGUGUCUGUCAGUGGUGAAUAUUUCUGCCUCCUGCCUUCUCCGUGUCACAUUCCAGCUUCUAGGGCACAGCGUCCUCCUGACAUGGGUUAUAAAGAGAAGCACAGCUCUAGUAUGCAUCUGCACUCGGCGCUAUGACCACCUUUUGCCACCAGUGAAUUUUUUGAAUUGUUUUGAAUAGGCAAACAGACUCUCCAGGAGAGUUUACCUUCCUUCUUUUUGCUCCCUUCUUUGAGACCUUUUGGACUUGUAUGGAUUCUCAUUUAUACAGAAAGCUCACUUAUGCACAGUGGAAUACUCAAAUGAAACAGUCUUUUACGGCUUCAGCUCAGAUGUGUGCAUGGACAGAAUACAAUGGUGUGACCUUAAAGUUCGCAUAGAUGGACCACUAUGUAUCGACACACUCCAGUACCACACAAUAACUGAUCCAUAGUCUGUUCGUGUAUGAAAUGGUUACAGCUUUCCUCAAUGAAAGGCAAGCCACUACCGAGGAGAUGGCUUUAGUGAGCAAUGCACUGGCUGCUUACUCCUUCAUAGCAGAUCACCCGGAACGGGCGGCACUGUAUUUUGUGUGUGGAGUGUGUUUGGGACUGGUUCUCACUCUCAUCGCGUUAGUGGUGCAGAUCUCCUGUCGAACCGACUGCAAAAGGCAGCAAGCGCCCAGGAAAACAGGAAAGACUGCGGAGAGCACCAGUGACACGAGCGACAGCGAUUCAGACUGGGACAAUACCUCCGACCUGUCAGCACGCCGCCACCGGCGCUUUGAACGGACGCUCGGUAACGUGUUUACCUCCGCCGAGGAGCUGGAGCGCGCGCAGAGAUUGGAAGAACGCGAGCGGAUUAUACGGGAGAUCUGGAUGAACGGACAGCCGGACAUGCCGGGCACACGCAGCCUGAACCGCUACUAUUGAAGUCGU